UCCCAGGAAGGCACCCAGGCCGCAGGCUCGACGCCGCCGCUCCGCCGCCCCAGACACCGGCACCCGCGUGGCCCCCGAGGCGCCGCCCCGCCGCGAGUGCGCGUGUUCUCCAGUGAAGCAGUGCGUCGUCGUGGUGACCGCGGCGGUGACAGUGCCAGUGCCAGUGCUCCCCUAACCCCCACCCCCCCGUGCUCGGGGAUGCUCGUAUGACCGCCCCGCUGUGCUCCGCACCCCCCUGCAGCGCACCAUGUUGGUGACCAGCCCGUCGGCCACCACCAACUCAGUCACCGGGAAGUGCGUCACGGACUUCUCCGUCACCAGCAUCUGCUGCGGCCUGGCCAAGGCGCCCCGCUGCGCGGACGACGACGGCCCCGCGGGGACCCCGAGGCCCCACACCGGGGUGGCCGCCGUCACCAGCAGCAGCAACAACAACAAUAACAACAAUAACAUCAACAAUAACAAUAACAACCCGCUGAGCAAAAGCGCAAUGGAACUGCCGUCGUCAUCGCCCAGCAUUCUCCCCGGAUCGUCGCCGCCGGCUCACCAGGCACCAGGUUCCACGCCGACCGGGUCCGCGUCGAGCGCGUCGAGCGGCUCGGGGUCUGCUUCGGCGCCGUCCGGGGCGGCGCUGGGCCCGCUGGCCGCGGGGUCGCCACUCGGGGGCGCUGCGGCGCUGCGCGACCUAUGGGGCCAGGCGGCGGCGGCGGUAGGCUCAGCGGGAGCGCCCGGCGGCCCUGCAGCGCAGCACCUUCUCGGGCAGCAGAGACUGCUUGAGCUCAGCCGCUUCGGACUCAGCAGGCAGCUGGACCUGGCGCAGCACGUGCUCAGCCAGCAGGGCGCCGUCACCAAGCUCCUAGAAUACCGGAGUGGGUGUGAUGUUGCAGGCACGCUGCGGCCCCCGGGGCUCAUCGGCGGCAGCAAGCCCAAGGUGGCCACCCCGACCGUCGUCUCCAAGAUCGAGCAGUACAAGCGCGAGAACCCCACCAUCUUCGCCUGGGAGAUCCGGGAGAGGCUCAUUUCAGAAGGCGUCUGCACCAACGGCACGGCGCCUUCCGUCAGCUCUAUCAACAGGAUCCUCCGGAACAGGGCCGCCGAGCGGGCGGCGGCCGAGUUCGCCCGGGCAGCCGGCUACGGGCUGUACGCCCACGCGCAGCAAGUGCACGCCGGCGUGGCCGCAGGCGUCCACGCGCACCCCGCCUACGCCGCCUUCCACUGGCCCGCCUCCGCGGCGGCGGCGGCCGCCCACCUCUGGCCCUCGUCGGGAGCGGGGGGCGGUCCCCAGGGUGGCCCGGGGUCGCUGCCAGGCCCGGGAGGCCACGGCGCCCCGCAGACGCUGCCCUCGCCGGGGUCGACGCCGUCGAGGGCGACCCCACCCGGGAUGUCCAUGGGCCUCUCGCACCACCCGGGCCACCCGCACCCCUUGGACCCCAACUUCCUCCCUCAUAACGCCGACAUCCUCGGCAUGCCGCGACUCAUGGACCCGGACGACGCCAUGGGCUCGGACUCGUCGGAGGCGCCCAAGUUCCGGCGCAACCGCACCACGUUCAGCGCCGAGCAGCUGCAGGAGCUCGAGCGCGAGUUCGACAAGAGCCACUACCCCUGCGUGUCGACCAGAGAGCGUCUGGCGGGCAAAACCAGCUUGUCGGAGGCUCGCGUCCAGGUUUGGUUUUCUAACAGACGAGCGAAGUGGAGACGACACCAGCGAAUGAACCUGUUAAAGCGCGCCGCCAAGGAAGCCCAGCAAGCCGGGGGGGCGGUAGCCCCCUCAAGUCAGGGCCCCCCAGCCCCCCCGGCUGGCUUGGGCUCGGCCGCUUCCACCCUUGGCUCCUCGCCCCCGCGCCCGCCCUCUACCACGCCGGGCUACGCUCCGCGCACGCUGAUGGGCGGAAGAAAUAGCGCCUUCCGCAGCCUCGUGCAGCGCAGCCCCUCCUACGACUCGUCCGACUCGGAGGAGAUCAACGUGCACGAGUACGACGAGGACGUGUCCGACUACGAGAACAAGAUGCGCAGCCUGCGCCAGCAGAUGGAGGCCGAGGAGCGGGCGGCUGCAGCGGGAGGGAGACCCGGCCAGCGGAGGCCCUCCACCGACAUGUCCGACUCGGACUCGGACGUGGACGUCGACAGCAACCCGCUGUCUGUCGCCAACCUGCUCACGACGCGAAGGACCUCGUCGGACGGGCAGCCGCUUCAGCUCACCAAACAUGACAGGGACUAAGAGAGAGCUGUGAUUGUACCCACACCUUCCUGGGCCGUUGUAUGCCGACGGUCCGACUACUGCGUUACUACAGAGGUAUCACCGUUUUGGUGUGUUUCGAUAUAAUCUUGGUACGUGAUAGACAUAAUUAAAAACACUUCACGAAAUGAAAACGGCAGUACUGUGUUAUCUGCAGUAUAUAUAUCUUGCAAGUUAUAAGAUUGUUGGUUACCAUUCGUUAAUUAUUCGGCCUGCGAAAAUGUAUGCAGGUUUGCGCUAAAGCAUUAAAUGAAAAAACUAUGACAUCGAAAUAUUUAGCAGAUCAAAUCGCAUUGAACAAUAAACAGGCGGUUGUCCGCCUACGCCACUGUUUCUCAACGCACAAGGCUAAACGCAGGCUUUCCUUAUUAUGACUUAUGUUGUAGAAGCUUAGACGAUGAACAACUCUCAUACCAAACACAUUCUUGUCGAACAAAGUGAUGUUCAUGGUGAAAUAGUUUGCGGGCGUGAUCUGAACACAUUGUUGUGCGGCAAACUAUACCCGGCUGUGUAUACCGUAUAGAGCGAUUGUACAAAGCAAUAGUUUUAAUUAAGUCAUAAUAAUAUAUUACUUAUAUUGUAAAUGUGAAUGACAAAUUGUGUAAACGGGACAUUUUAAGUUAUGUGUAUGAUUUUUUUAAUUGUGAUAAGUUGUUAUUGGGGAUGAUAAUAAAGUGUGCAAUCUAUGAACUA
This is a messenger RNA of Frankliniella occidentalis (western flower thrips), 2926 nucleotides long. Its product is annotated as paired box protein Pax-6-like. Lineage: Eukaryota; Metazoa; Arthropoda; Insecta; Thysanoptera; Thripidae. The transcript has 7 exons. The coding region runs from base 248 to 2215 and encodes 655 amino acids. Gene Ontology annotation, biological process: regulation of transcription by RNA polymerase II; anatomical structure development. Gene Ontology annotation, molecular function: DNA-binding transcription factor activity, RNA polymerase II-specific; RNA polymerase II cis-regulatory region sequence-specific DNA binding. The record is from RefSeq and is a predicted model, not a curated record.